Messenger RNA from Peronospora matthiolae, 1326 nucleotides. NCBI's taxonomy places the organism in Eukaryota, Oomycota, Peronosporomycetes, Peronosporales, Peronosporaceae. The record is from the annotation of a GenBank genome assembly.
AUGCCUCGAGUGCCGCGGCUGCUGAUCGGGCUGUUGCUGCUCGCAGACCCAGCGCGAGCCAAUAGCUGCGAUGAGGAUGACUGCGCGCCCAUGUACUGCCUGCCUAGCUGGUGGCGCAGCUCGACAGCACCAGAGCUGGUCGUAGCCGCCGUGCUGGUCUUCUUUGCCACGUUCCUGCCCCGGGUGCUCGUCCGUCUCGUUAUCUUUGUGCUGCCAAAGCUGCCGUUUAUGCGCCAAGUGGCUGAAGACUUUCGCGAGUCUUGCGUAGGCUCCACGUCGUACUUCAUCUCGAUGUCGCUGGUGCUGCUAGCACUCUCCGUGUCAGAUUUGAGCAAGUUCUUGUGCCACCUGCCCACUUACAUCUGGGGAUUGUUUUUCCUCUACUGGCUCUAUUCCUUGUUCAAUGUCGUGCAAAGUCUGGCUGUACGUCGGUUUGUCGGUGUGAAUGGAGAUUUCUCCAAGAAGAUGGUUAUUUCCGAGUCUGUCAAGAUUCUUCGACUUACGACGCUGCUGAUUAUUGCGCUUAUUAUCUACUCGUCCGCGCUGGGCAGCAGUACUACCCUCAAGUACUCGGUAUUAGGCGUCAUUGGCCUAGCAAUCGCUCUAGGCUUUGUGCCGUCGUUCCAUAAUGUCGUGGGUGGUCUCUUCCUCGCAUUUAACUCCCAGUUCAAGAUUGAUGAUUUUGUUCGUGUCGGCGACGCAGAGGGAUUCGUGCAUCGCGUGUCGCUGCGCUACACGACAGUGGUGAGCCUAGAGGGCACUACUCUCUAUGUCCCCAACAGCUUCUUCCUGUACAAACCUAUGAUCAAUUUCUCGCAACGUCCUAAGCGUGACGUGGACUUGCGCGUUCGAGUCUCGCGUGGCACGAGUGUGGAGACGUUGCGACAGGCCCUUUGCCGUCUUGAGAGCAUGUUGCAAUCGCUGCAUGUCGGGCUUACAUCUCACGAAGAAAACCAGUCGGACUUGCGGCGUGGUGAAAAGUGGGAACGGUUUUUCUUUGUGGCAAUGGAGGAACUCUAUACCAUUCGCAUAUACUCAUACACGGAAGAGCUGGAUGCGCGAAAGUAUGCCAUGCUGAAGUCGGAGGUCUGGCUCGCGUUGACAGAAAUCAUGGAGGAGUUGGGUAUCCGCGUGCUAAGCAACGACGAUUCGGAUCACAGCUUCGCCGAACCACUACACUACUGUAAGCGCUCGAGUGGCAAUGCCCGUUCGUACCCUGACGAUACCGGUGUCAGGGAUCCGUUCACCAGCGAGAUCGGUGCCAUAAUUGGAGUACAGCCAAACAGUCCAGGUAAUGGAAUUGAGGGACCACGAACACAGCUGUGA